AUACGUAGUACUGAAAGUACCUAGUGGUGACAUAUGGAGAAUAGAGUUGAUAAAGUGUAAUGGUGAAAUUUGGUUACAAAAGGGUUGGCAAGAAUUAUGGAGUUUUAGUCUUUACCUUUUGGAUUUUUCCUUGUUUUUCAAUAUGAUCAGAGAAAUUGCCAUUUCAAUGUAAUUAUUCUUGACACUAGUGCUUCAGAGAUAGAUUAUCCAUGUAGAAACAAUGGUGAAAAUGAGGUCCCUAUUGAUCUUGAGGAAGAAUUUCUAGAGCCAAGAGUUGAACAAGUUGAAAAAAAUGCCUUUGUCGAAAUCUUGAAUGCUUUUUCAUCAAGCUGGGAAAGGAAAGAGAAAUCACCGGUAUCAUCAGGCCAGCCACUGAAGAAGAAAAAGCUAGAAAAUCCCACAAGACAAUAUGAAGGUAAAUAAUGGUCAUUUAUGUUUUUUUUUUUUUGGGCGGGGGUUCAGAUAAAGAGUUCUUCAGGUUGUACUGAUUUAUUUCUGUCUAGUGUUUGUUCUCAUUCUUAACUGGCGGGCUUAAAUACUGCAGCUAAUACUGGUAAUGGAGGCAUGAGUGUAGUAGUUGCAAAGACGCAACAAUUGAGUAGUGAUCAGAAAGCUUAUCUGCUUAAGAGAGCAAGGGCUGCUUUCAAUUCUAAAAAUCCCGCUUUCACGGUCACACUACAGCCUCCAAGUUUUUUUUUUUUUUUUUAAUAAUAAAUAACGUGGAGUCCACCAUGUGGAGGGACCGCCAACACUAGAGUCAUCAUAUAUUCAUCCGGGAUAUUAAUUGGUAAGUAAUGAUUUAAUUCAGAUUUUGAAACAUCAGUAGACUGUGAUAAUCAUUUCUUUCAUCUUUUCAAUUUAUCUUUAUGGCUUUUCUGAUUCUUUCUUCUAUUUUAUUGUUAUUAUUUUUAAUCCUUUCGUUUCUCUUUGUAAAUGCUUGCUCAGGGUAUACCAGCUGGCUUUGUCAAUCAACAUGUCGAUAAAAAGUACAGUGAUGUCAUCCUCAAAGCUAUGGAUGGGAGGAGUUGGCCUGUCAAGUGCUAUAAAUCGAAAACAAAUGGAAGAACAACUGCAAAACUCUAUAAUGGAUGGAAGAAAUUCGCACAGGAAAAUAGUUUGGAAGUUGGUGAUGUUUGUGCUUUUGAGCUGGUCACUAGCAAAGAAACUACAUUUAGAGUUGUCAAAUUCCGCAAUGGGAAAGAUGCAAGUAGCAGCCCAUCAUUCGGUAACAGCGAGGAAUUGAAUCAUGAAAAACAGAAUGCGACCGGUAAGAAGAUAAUUAAAGGGACUUAUGAUGAAGCUGCAAACAAACUUACAGAAAACAUUCUUCAAAGUGGUCAUCAAAUGAGGCUAUCUGAAGCGUUUCCCUCUGCAUGUACCACUGAGUUUUAUGGCAAAAUGUAGCAAUCAAAGCACAACGAAGGUAACGUUACAGGUAAAAACAGACAGUGGAAUGUGAAACUUAUCAGUUAUGCCUCUAGAGGUAUAUUAUCAGCCGGAUGGCCUGCAUUUGCACAUAACAAUGUACAAGCAGGUGAUGUUUCCAUCUUUGAGCUGAUUAAUGCCGCAAAAGGUCUCGAUUUUGAGGAGACAUGGUAACUAAUCGAUUGUUGGUACUAGUUCCGUAUCAUUUUUUGGGAUGGUAUUUUUCUAGUAGUACAACUUGGAUUUAAAGGGAAAUGGCUGAAUAGGAUCUCCUGUGUAUAUUCAAGAAACUAUGUUUUACGGGUUGUUGCAUUUUAUUUGCUUCCCCUCUUAACAUCAAACCCCACCACAUAAUACAUACUUACCUAAAACUUGACUUGAGGCAUCGAAUUUGGCUUCCAAAAAUACCACUGCAUGAAAAGCACCAAGAUUUUUCUCUUACCUUUUCUCGUCUGCAGAACGACUUUGAUGAUCUGAUUGGUUCUAUUUCAGCUUAGUCUUUGGCCAAUCUUAAACAGCUAUGUCCUGUCCUGUGAAGCUUAUAAGAGAGUUUUAGAUAAAAACUUGGAACAAAACCAGCUUUGAUUGUUCCACUUAUUUCAAUUGCUACUUGGUUAUAUGUUGCUCUUGCAAA
This is a messenger RNA of Ricinus communis (castor bean), 2059 nucleotides long. RefSeq names its product B3 domain-containing protein Os01g0234100-like. Gene Ontology annotation, molecular function: DNA binding. Lineage: Eukaryota; Viridiplantae; Streptophyta; Magnoliopsida; Malpighiales; Euphorbiaceae. The record is from RefSeq and is a predicted model, not a curated record. The transcript has 3 exons. The coding region runs from base 934 to 1404 and encodes 156 amino acids.